Messenger RNA from Aspergillus chevalieri, 1962 nucleotides. RefSeq lists its product as uncharacterized. The record is from RefSeq and is a predicted model, not a curated record. The transcript has 3 exons. NCBI's taxonomy places the organism in Eukaryota, Fungi, Ascomycota, Eurotiomycetes, Eurotiales, Aspergillaceae. The coding region runs from base 1 to 1962 and encodes 653 amino acids.
AUGGCUGAUGACGAAGAGCGCGUCAAGGCUGAGAAGCUAGCCGCCGCCAAGAAAAGGGUGGCCCAAUUGCAGAAACAAAAGAAGAAAGCCAACAAGAAGUCCGCCGGCGCAGAUGCUUCCAAGGACUCAGAAUCCCCCAAAGACUCGGCUACUCCUGCGGAGGAAACGCCCACACCGGAAGAGAAACAAGAUGAAGUCGCUGCCACCCCCGAACUCGCGGAGAAGAAGCCAGAGGAGGGAGAAGAAGAUAAUAAGGAGGAAGAGAAGUCCACUGAACCAGAGCGACCUACCGAAUGCGAGGAAUCCCCAACUGAACCUAUGCCCGAAGCCCCCACGGCCCUUCCGUCAGAAGUCGACUCUUCAAGACUAGACGCCCCACGUGCUCAUGGCCGCCAGCCGUCGCUAUCAAUUCAGUCGAAGAUGCGGUCGUCGUCAUUCCGCAAAACCUCCGUCUCCCAGGGCAGUGUUUCGCCUUCUCCGUCUACGAUGAGGUCGCCCUCGUUACCUCCCUUGAGUGCUGAUGGGGAUUCGAUUCAGGAGGUUUACCGGAAACAGUCCACGCAGAUUGGAGAGUUGGAGAAAGAUAAGAAGCGGCUUGAGAAGGAGCUCGAAGAGACUACUGGACGGUGGCGGAAGACCGAAGAGCAGCUGGAAGACCUGCAGGAAACGACUGCUGAUAUGGCGGAGUUGAAGGAUAAGUUGGAGAAGGCGGAGCAAAAGGUCACAGAGAUUGAUGCAUUGAAAGAGGAAAUUGCUUCUCUUCAGCGACAGAACUCACACCUCCAGUCAAAGUCUCAUCGCAACAAUGUACCUGAGUCUCCACCAUCCGACCUAGUACAACAACUAGAAUCCAUGUCUGCCACGAUCGAAGCGAUGGAGUUGGAAAUCUCCAACCUUCGUGCGCACGAGACCCAGAUCAAGGCAUUGGAGCAAAAAGUCUCCACAAGUGAAUCAACUCUUCAGGAGGCACAGCGCGAACUUGCCGAUACUAAGCAAGCUCUCACCCGGGCUUCUGAAAAGGCAGUCAAAGAAGGUGUCGAGAAGACAUCUACAGAGACCCUGAUCAAGAACCUGGAGCGAGAAAUUGAACAACUGAAGCAAGAAAAAACCGAAGCCGACAAGAAGAAUGAGACACUUGAGAAGAAACUUGAAGCACUUGGAAACCUCCACAGAGAAUCAGAGUCGCGGCACCAAACCCGCCUCCAAGAAGGCGAAAAGACCGAGAAAGAAGCAGCUGUUCUGAAAAAGAAACUAGCCAGCGUCGAAAACGAAAACCUCCGCUUAAAGGAAGAACAAGAGUCUCUCAAGCUUCGCCUCAAGGAGCAAGAAGAAUCUAGCAGCAAGCGCGACUCCAGCGGCGGCGCCGAUGACGAAGCCAUAGAUGAACUUGAGAAUGAAGGCCGUGCCCAUCUAGAGCGCCGCAUCCGCGAGCUCGAAGGCGAGAACUUUGAUCUCCGCCGCGGAGUUUGGAAGGAGAGAAGGCAAGAACUCGAAGCAGAGCAAUACGGCCUGACCCCUCCCAACGAGUCGGACGCCAAUGCUUUCGACGACGUCGAUUUGGUUGGCGGUGCUCCGGAACACGCUCGACGGCGCAGCAUCGCCCAACAACAGCAACAGCGCCAUUCCUCUUUCUCCACAGUUUUGUCAAGCGGUCUCGCUGCAUUUACUGGUGUUGCAAACAACCGCGGCCGUGCAUCCUCGAGUACCAGUAACCAGAAUCAAGCCUAUCCCCCCGCUACACGGGGAAGUCUGGAACUCCUUUCGGAAGAGAAUAUCGACGAUUUCGAUGAAGAUGCAUUCGCACGCGCGCAAGCUGAAGAAGAGGGGAAGAAGCGUGUGGAAUGGGCGAGGGAGAUCAAGUCAAAGCUCAAUGACUGGAAGGGGUGGCGGUUGGAUUUGGUGGAUAGUAGGGCUGGGGCUGAGGGAGCGGGUGUUGGGAUGGGCGAGAUAUUUGUCAUUUAG